AUUCAGUGGUUAGUAAACGUCAUAACGUAACCUACAAAUGUUAACAAAACGAACAAAACUACAAAAAACACGACACUUAAGACAUUAACUAAUUCAUUACAAGUAUUGGAGAUUAAAAAGGUUUAUACAAAAAGUAUGCCCCGAAAUAAUUUACCUAUAGAUAAAGUACGUAGGACUCGUAGGAGGUCGAUAGUUGAAGGACGCGAGAACGAAAGCAAGCUUAAAAUUGAAAAGAAAACUAAGUUAAGCUACCGUACAAAAUACGUUGAAAACGUUAAGACCGAAAUUGAAAAGUGGAAAAUGCAUAUAACAGAAACUUUAGAAAAGAUAAAUAAGUUCAAAUCUGAGAAUAAUCUGCAAAAUAUGGCUGCUGACCGGAAUAUUCUAUCCUCUCGAUAUCGGGACUUAAUUGCUUCUUUUGAUUGUGAGGAAUAUGUGAGAAGAGUGUAAUUUUAAUGACUCGGCUAUGAUUAUUACAUAUAAAAUUCAGAAUAAAUCAGAGAUCGAACUUAAGAAAAAGUAUUUAUUUAUACAGAGAAAAUUAGAGAGACAUUAAAGAUAAGUAUUUUAUUGAAGAUACGGUUUGAGCUGAA
Anoplophora glabripennis (Asian longhorned beetle) is the source of this 593-nucleotide messenger RNA. RefSeq lists its product as uncharacterized. The coding region runs from base 136 to 450 and encodes 104 amino acids. The transcript has 2 exons. NCBI's taxonomy places the organism in Eukaryota, Metazoa, Arthropoda, Insecta, Coleoptera, Cerambycidae. The record is from RefSeq and is a predicted model, not a curated record.